Amphibalanus amphitrite is the source of this 4443-nucleotide messenger RNA. It is a transcript of the gene spir, whose product is annotated as protein spire-like. Bases 607 to 2982 code for a protein of 791 amino acids. The record is from RefSeq and is a predicted model, not a curated record. Gene Ontology annotation, biological process: actin nucleation; polar body extrusion after meiotic divisions; Golgi vesicle transport. The transcript is spliced from 9 exons. Gene Ontology annotation, molecular function: actin binding. Gene Ontology annotation, cellular component: cytoplasmic vesicle membrane; cell cortex. NCBI's taxonomy places the organism in Eukaryota, Metazoa, Arthropoda, Thecostraca, Balanomorpha, Balanidae.
CGCCGUCGGCGGCCCAGGUGACACAGCCCAGAGUGCUGCGCGAGGGUGGUCGGUGUGCGCCGUGAUGUCGUGAAGACUCGGCGUCUCAGCGAGUUAUGAAGUGGCCCAUUGACAAUCGUACCAUCCGGAAGGAAGAUUUGACCGUAUACCAGCCGUGAUUGAGGCUGCCUUCGUCGAAGGUGACAGAAUUGCUCAAACGAGGCGUCAAUUUGACGUGUCGCAUUAACUAUCACCAAAGAGGGGACACAGUCAGUCUGUCUCCUUCCGUGCAAACUUUGUGGGACGUGACUGAUAGUCGGGUUGGUGACGUGACGCGCUUCGGCUGCGGCCGACCUCUGACCCUUUCGCUGCCCUGGUGGAACGGUAUUGACAGCCCUGAGCGAGUAGUAUACGGGUCAGGAUCGAACUGUGUGCAAGCGUUGGGCACCCUUCCUACGCGCUUGCAUCGAAACGAACAUUGGUGUCAAGCUGUGCUUCUCUUGUACCGACUACUGGAGCGUUGCGAACAAUUGAAUCAGCGACGUCACUCUCAGACUCAGUAGACAUCUGUGAGUUUCUCUUGUGUGGCCCAAAGUGACAUUUUCACGGCACUCACUGGAGCGAGACAUGGAGACAUCGGCUGGCACUGCAGUCGCUGAGACCGCUGCUAUCGACCAGAGAGAGCCGAUACCGUCAACCCCUCCGGACAGUCUCGGCUCGGACGAGUCGGGCGGCUCAGGGUUCGGAGACGACGCCUCUCUGGGGAGCGACGACCGCGAGCCGAGUCAGGAGGACCGGGACCCUUCUGAGGAGCCACUGGGAGCGUCUAACGACGACCUAGAAGCCUCUGACGACGAUGACCCAGCGGUGACAGCUCGUGACGAUCCUGAGACGGCUGCCGAGGAAGGUUCGCUGCUCGAUGAUGUACAGUUGGAGCAGGACGACUCCCAGCUUAGCGAGCGAGACAAAUCGGCCAGCGUGACGCCGGGGCGAGACGGCAUUGAAGGGUCGGAUGAAGAUGACCGCUCUGAGGACCGCUCUGAGGAUCGCUCAGAGUCUGACUGGGGAGACGCCGAUGGAGCAGACCCAGCCUCAGGCCCCACACAGGUGCUCAAUCUCAGCGAGACGGAGCCGGUGGACCACAGCGGAUUUGACGCUGAUGCGGGAGAGACUGUGUCUGACGAUGCCGCUGCCAGAGGUGGAACGGUGACUGUGCCCGGGGAAGCUUCCUCCCCGGCUGUCAGUGAGUCGGACUCCCUGGAGGGAGGUGAGGAGGGUGGCCUCGCUGAGAUCGACGCUGCCGCAGGGGAUGUCGAAGAGUCGCCAAGCGGCAAUGAAGCUGGUGGAGGUAACGACGCCGAGCAGGCAGACGUCUCUGUUCCUCCGGAUCACUCCGAACAUGUCGAGGCACGCGAACCGCCUCGGCCGGCGCCGCGCCCCGCGCCCCGACCGGCACCUCGCUCAGUACCCCCUCGUUCAGAAGUCGUCCCCGCCGAGACCAUCGCCGUUCUGGAGAGGACGAUCGUUCCUCCUCUGACGCCCGACAGUCUGUCCUCGGAGGAAGAGGAGGCGGGGCAGAGGGCUGAGGACAAGGUGGGAGAUGCCGAGGAGCAGGGGAGGAGCAUGGAGAGGACCAGGGUCGGACUGGACUCGGGACUGGUUCGUGACAAUGAUGAGGAUAUUGAGGAGGCUGGGGAGGAGGAAGACGUGUCCUCUGAUGAGAGACGCAGAGUGGAAGAGGAGAAUACCAUCAAUGAACUCAAAUCAAAAGCAGUGUCCGGUGUGCCGGUGGGGACGGUGAAGGACGACCCUCCGGCGGCAGCGCCCCAGUCCGGCCGGCGACUCAUCAAGGCUGACCCGUCUCUAGCCGUCCCCUGCUCCACCACAUUCGACGACGACGAUGACGAUCCCGACUUUCCGGAGACGCCUGCCACGCCCUACUGCCCGGAGCCGGCGCCCCGGGACGGUCUGGGCCUGGGGUACAGGACGGGCGGCACCGGCACCGGCUCCGGCUCCGGCUCCGGCAUCGGCUCCGGCAUCGGCGGCACGCCGUCACACUGGCAACACAACACUGAGUACGACCAAGAAAUUGUGGCGCUGGACCUGGCGACGCAGCGGGUUAGUUUCAAGUCUGACCGGCGGCACACGCUGUGCGAGCCGCCCAUGUCUCGCUCCCGGCCGGGCUCGGCACUGUCGGACCGUAGCUCGGGCAGCGAGGAGACGCCGCUGCCGCACCAGCCCGGCAGUCAUGUGGCCUCGGAGCUACAGAGACAGUUCCUCGCCUCGUCUCAGUGGAGCGACAUGGACUGUCUCUCGCUGACGCUGGACGAGGUGGUCCACAUCCGCUCGGUCCUCACCAAGGCCGAGCUGGACUCCCUGCCGGUCGAGUGUCACAUCAAGGAGGACGUGGCGCGAGGCAAGCUCUGCUUCCUCUGCAUGAAGACGCGCUUCUCCUUCUUCGGCGCCAAGGGCAACAACUGCCGGCUCUGCCAGCGGGUUGUGUGCGCCAAGUGCUGCGCAAAGAUGCGGAUACCGACGGAGCACUUUGCCAGCAUUCCGGUGUACACGCUCACGCCAUCGUCCCUGUCGCCGCAAGAAGAGGAGGCUCGCUCCCUGCUGUCGCGACUACAGGUGCCCGAACUGCCCAACUUUACCUCCUCAGGCUCUGGGGGCUCGCCCACGUCUCCGGCCAACUCCCGGGACAGUCCUGAGCAGCAGUGCCAGAGCCUGCCGCCUCAGCCACUGCUGCAGCAGGUGGAGUCCAAACUCAGACGGACCCGUCUGUACCGGUCACGGACUCUGGCGCGGCCCGAGGACCUCGAAUCGCCGCGCUCUUCGGAAGGCGACCGGGACGACCUCGGAGGUGUCCUUAUGACCGUCUGCAAGGACUGCAAGGCCAUGGUGCUGCACAUCAUCGGCACCUGGAAGAAGCGACGCGACCGCUCCAAGCGCGCCUCGGCGCCGGCGAGACCGCGCUCCCUGUUCAUCGCGGCCGUCCGCUGAGCGGUCAAGGUCGGCCGAGCCGCCCGCUGAUUGGCUGCCGGUGAGCCGGGCCGCCCGCUGAUUGGCUGCCGGUCAGCCGUGACGCCCGCUGAUUGGCUCCCAUCGGCCGGGGUGGCAGGACAGGGCGCGGUGGGCGCCGGAGCUGCGCCCCAGGGCGUCAGCCUGCUUCUAGUCGCUGUGUGCGGUCGGACGGAUUCCCGACGAAUGUGUCGUCGUCGUCGGCGUCGGCGUGUCAGAUCACGUGACGUGCUGUCUUUGUCGACCGGUGUUCGCAAUGUGUACCUGGAUUUUUGGUUGCCAAAUGGCCGUCUUGCGCGUGUUGAGCGGAUGAACGAUACACCGCCUGGAUGAACGUGUGAUGUGCGUGUAUGAUGUUGUUCUUGUUGAUUUAGAGUGAUGAGUAAGCAUUAACAUGUGUAGCAGCGUCGCGGGUCUGCUGCGGCGGUGGCGUUCAGAGUGACGUCAUCGUGAUGUGCCGCUGAAGCGAGUGGCCCUGCGGUCUGCGUGGCGCCCCUAGGAACGCGACAUUGCGACAUGUGAUACUGUAGGCGCGGACAGGGCAGUGUACCGGGGCCGGCGUGCUCCCGAACAUCCCUUGGACCGUUGUAACCUGCUGCCAUCUUUCUUCUUUUUCUUCUACCGUACCGUCAGCCAUUGGCGCAAUAUUUUGUGGGUGGGGCUGUAUACCAGCGGCAAAUAUUUGAAUUAAAACCGGUGUCGCAGCUCACGGUCAUUUUACAUUUACACUAGUUAUACUCAUUCAGCGUCGCGUCGCAUAGGCCUGUCGAAUUCCUGUCGGCUUGCAUCUGGUCAUCGCUGCGUGAUUUCAAUCAUUUUGUAGAUGUGCAAGGAAUGACAUGUUCAGAAAUUAAUUGAAAAAGAACGGCACUAAAUUUGGAUCAAAAUUAAAAUCACUGAUAAGUAAAUGCCUGUGAACUGAUUUCGUCCAUAUCGCCCCACGUGAUAUUUUAGUUCAUGUUGUGACGAGCAGCAUCGAAAUCCAAUCCCAUCUCAUUCUGCCAGGAUCCCUCGAUUGCGGCCUCGCCCCGGAGUUUGGCUAGAGCGUGCUUCGUGCUCCGUUCGCUGAGACGGUGCUACGUUCCUGCCCACCCGGUCACAUAGCUGCUACGCAUAAACGGCAUCAACAGCAGGGGGCGGGCUCCGUGCUAUUUUACUGCCGAAAGCCUGUCCUCCCGCGGACUCGUCUGGCGCAAAAUGCCCCCCUGUUGAGUCUCGAACCCCCGCUCGGCCAUCUCCCCCAGUCAUGUCGCUGUGUUGCUGUUAUUAGCGCGGCCGACGUCUGGUGAUGCCCGUUACUUUCUUCCGCUUCUGCCUUGUGUCUCUCAAUCUGCGUUUAUUGUACAUUUACAUAUUUUACUGUUUCUGAUAGAUAUGCUGUCUCCAUCGUGCUUGUAUAUAAUAUCUAAAUAUUGGAUUUAACAAUAAAAUAUUUGUUGUUGA